Molecule: messenger RNA, 1884 nt
Organism: Lepus europaeus (European hare)
Lineage: Eukaryota; Metazoa; Chordata; Mammalia; Lagomorpha; Leporidae
Gene: ASPN
Product: asporin
Exons: 9
Coding region: 453-1577 (374 amino acids)
Molecular function (GO): protein binding
Source: RefSeq, a predicted model, not a curated record
UAGCUAGAAGUCUUGGCUCUGAUACAGACAGUGAUGGAAAACAUAUGAGCAGUAACGAGUUUUAAUCUCACUGCUCAGUCCUAACAUGGACUAAUCUGUGGCAGCAGUUUACUCCAGCAUCACCCAGGGUGCAGCACACCAGGCUGUGCUGCAGGGCGCUUUUUCUUUUAAAUGCAACACCUUCUCAUCUCUGCUGCCUAAGCAGUACCUGGGAACAUUUAUAUUAAGACGAGUAGUACAUGGUGGGUAAGUUCUACUUUCAAGAGGACUACUCUCUUUCAACAAGACUGGCAACCUAAAGUCCACACAGCUCAAAGUUUCUGUGAGAAACACUUAAACAACCAGUCAACUAUAGAAACUUCAUCUUCUAUAGACCAGAACAAAUGGGGCCAGGCCUCAAGAGACCAUGAACCCCAAACAAUUUCCCAGGCUGACUCUCCACACAAGUCACCAUGAAGGAAAGCGUACUCCUGCUGCUCCUGGCUGCUCUGUGCUCUGCCAAACCUCUCCUCAGCCCUUCACAUCUGACCCUGAAAAAUAUGAUGCUGAAGGACAUGGAAGACAUGGAUGACGAUGACGACGAUGAUGAUGACAACUCUGUGUUUCCAACCAAAGAGACAGUCAACCCAUUUUUCCCAUUCGAUCUGUUUCCAACGUGCCCAUUUGGAUGCCAAUGCUAUUCACGAGUUGUGCACUGUUCUGAUCUAGGUUUGACUUCAGUCCCAAGCAACAUUCCGUUUGAUACUCGAAUGGUUGACCUUCAAAACAAUAAAAUUAAGGAAAUCAAAGAAAACGACUUCAAGGGACUCACUUCACUCUAUGCUUUGAUUCUGAACAACAACAAGCUAACAAAGAUUCAUCCAAAAACCUUUCUAACCACAAAAAAGUUGCGAAGGCUCUAUUUGUCCCACAAUCAACUAAGUGAAAUACCACUUAACCUUCCCAAAUCAUUAGCAGAACUCAGAAUUCAUGAUAAUAAAGUUAAGAAAAUACAAAAGGACACAUUCAAAGGAAUGAAUGCUUUACACGUUUUGGAAAUGAGCGCAAACCCUCUUGAAAACAACGGCAUAGAGCCAGGGGCAUUUGAAGGGGUGACAGUGUUCCAUAUCAGAAUUGCAGAAGCAAAACUGACCUCAAUUCCGAAAGAACUACCAUCAACUUUACUGGAGCUCCAUUUAGAUUACAAUAAAAUUUCAACUGUGGAACUUGAGGAUUUCAAGCGAUACAAAGAACUGCAAAGGCUGGGCUUAGGAAACAACAGGAUCUCAGACAUCGAAAAUGGAAGCUUUGCUAACAUACCACGUGUGAGAGAAAUACACUUGGAAAACAAUAAAUUAAAGAAAGUCCCUUCAGGAUUACAGGAGUUGAAGUAUCUCCAGAUAAUCUUCCUUCAUUCUAAUUCAAUUACGAAAGUGGGAGUGAAUGACUUCUGUCCAACAAUGCCAAAGAUGAAGAAAUCUUUGUACAGUGCAAUAAGCUUAUCCAACAACCCGGUAAAUUACUGGGAAAUACAACCUGCAACAUUUCGCUGUGUUUUGAGCAGAAUGAGCGUUCAGCUUGCGAACUUCAGAAAGUAAUAAUUACUCAUGUCCAUUUAAUAUAAAAUUAAAAAAUCUUUACAUUUGGAAUACUUGAACUCUAUUAAUAAUGGUGGUAUUUUACAUACAAGCUAAGAUCUGUCUCAAGUGGCAAGUCCACUGAUGUUUUAUGACAAAAAAUUUCAACAAAAUUUUGCCACGCCAUUCAUAUAUAAGGAUUAAGAGAAACAAGCAUCUAAUACAGCUUCUUUUCAUAUACAAAUGAUUUUGCAUCAAUCUCUUGGCUUGAACAUUCCUUUCUCAGUAGCAGAAAAAGACAUUCAGUAUUUAACCCUUGUUAUUAUGU